GAGAUACCCUUGGUACAACUUCUGGGCUGAUGUUUCCUAAACUCAUACUAUUAUCUGUCACUUUCAGAAUUUCCCUGAUAUUUCAAAGACAAAAAACAAAUUAGGUACAACCAUGCCUCUGAAAUGUAUUAUCUCACCUACAGGAAUCUGAUCUGUGAAAACCUAGAAGGUUUGUUAAGAGACUACCAAAAUGUGCUCUCCUGCCAGUCCCAAAAUCCUAUACAGGAAUCCCCGAUUCCUCCAGUUAGCUUUUCUGCAGCUUCAUCACCAGCAACAGAGUGGUGUGUUCUGUGAUGUCAUCCUGCAGGCAGAAGGUGAGGCAGUCCCAGCCCACUGCUGCAUCUUGUCGGCCUGCAGCCCCUUCUUCACAGAGCGUUUGGAGCAGGAGAGGCCAGCUCAGGGUCGGAAGGUGGUGCUGGAGCUGGGGGACCUGAAGAUAAGGACACUUAGGAAGCUGGUAGACUUCCUGUACACCUCAGAGAUGGAAGUAUCUCAAGAAGAAGCCCAGGAUGUGCUUUCUGCUGCCCGUAAGCUCCGUGUGUCUGAGCUAGAAUCCCUUCAGCUAGAGGGUGGAAAGUUGGUGAAGGCCCCACAGGGCAGAAGACUGAACCGAGAAUGCUUACAACCUCCAAAUGCUGCACCAAUCUCUGCUAGGGUGGUUGCACCUAGCCGCCGCCCUCGAACUCCACUGCCUCUUACCCAGACUCCCUGUCCUCUUGGGGCAGUGAGACUGAAGUCCUUGGGGAAGGAGGAGGGGCCCCAGGAGAAGAGCAACCGACAGAGAGCAGAAAACUUAUCUGGCACUCUUGUCAAGAGGAAGGCCAGAGUCUGCCCAACUCCACAAGAGAAAAGCUCCUCACCGUCAAGCCACAGUCAGAGUCCUAAGGAGAACAAGAGUGACUCUGCUCUUGGUCCUACCCUUUCCCCUACCAGCUUGUACCCCUCCAUGGAUGAGCGACUGUUGCCCAGAAAGAUCAGGCUAAGCCGCUCAAAGCCAUCUCCUGAUGUCUGUACAUCAAAGCCUUCCAGCAUUUUAAGCAGACCCAGCUCAGUGCCCACAGCCUCUGGCCGGCGUCUUUGGCGGCAGAGGAGUAUAAAUAAAGAAGCACCAGAGGACAAGCAAAAACCAGGGACAGCUAGUCCUCUACACAGCACCCCCAGCCCGUCUGGUCUUGGAAAGACAGGUGGGAACAAGAAGCGGAGCCUUGAAGUCAGGGCACCUAACUCAGACUCUGCAGAGGAGGGGCAGGUUGGGAGAGUCAAACUUCGGAAGAUUGUCAAUGGGACAUGCUGGGAGGUGGUCCAAGAGCCUCCCCUCAAAAACUCUCAAGAUAGCCCCCAGAUCCCAGAGCCUGGAGGAGACUUACAAGAAUCUCCAGGGAGUCAGUCAUCCUCAGUUAAUGAACAGGAAAUGUCAUCUCCAAGAAUAGAACUGUGUCAGGACUCCCUCAAGUGCUCUAGGCUACAAGACAUUCUGCUCUCUGCUAGCCAUUCUCCCAACCACCCAGUGGUGAAGUCUGAACCUGGGUGCAGUUCAGAGCUGGUAGGGAAGGAACCUGUGUUGGAUAUUGACUACAAAGAGCCCUAUGCAUUUGACACAGCUCUGCUCAGGCAGCCUUGUGAGGCUGAGGAGUACCGCAUCACAAGUGGUGCUGCUACCAGUGAGCUAGAGGAGAUCUUGGACUUCAUGCUGUGUGGCUCAGACAUUGAGCCACCUAUAGGUCAUCCAGAGAGUCCUGCAGCUGAGAGCUGCAGGACCCCCAGUUAUCACCUUACAGAAACAGGAAAGAACUGGAUUGAAGGGGAAGAGUGGUGUUUGCCAGACAUGGAACUCUGGCCUAGGGAGCUCACAGAACUAGAAAAGGAACCUGUUGGUGAAAACAGAGAGCCAGUUGAGCCCCUUAGCCCCCUUGUCAUGCCCUCUGAGAUGAGUGAAGGAGAGGUGCUUUUAGUGAGAGGCUCUUGGACGCCAGACCUUGAAAUUACCGCCUCCCAGCCACUGGAUGGUCAGGGAGAUAAAUUUCUCCACAUUGACUCUUUUGACCCUCACCAAAGGUCUUAUGGGGACCUCUCACCUCCCUUCUCAAACUGGGCAGAGACUGGGCUGGAAGUGUCCCUAACUAUGGACGAGGUAUUGUACCCUGCUCCAGAGGCGGGCAAGGAGGUAUCUGGUAAAUCUGAGUUGCUGGGAUCACUUUCUGCCAGCUCUGAAGAGGAAGAGAUCGAUGUGGUGGACUGGACAGCAGAGGGGAACCUGGUGCCCAACAGUAUUCCUUCUGUAUGGCCUGACCCUUCCUCCGAGUCAGAAACAGAAGUAGAUAUACUUACGUAGUGGAGUUGGGGGGAGGGGGCAGGUUAGGGGAUCUGGGAGGGUGGGAAGAGUUGGCUAGAAGCAAACGGCGAUUUGGCAGAAGCUAGCACGUAUCCUCUUCUCUUAGCACAAGAGGCAGGUGUACCCUUGUCUCUUUAUAGCUCCUCACCUCUCCUCCCCAGGCCUUGGAAGCCAGGCAGAGGUCAAACAGUACUGUGCGUAGAAAAUUAUGAACUUGAACCAUCUUAUUUCUUUGUAAUCUAUUUUCCAGUUAAUGACAAGUGAAAUAAUAAACUCUGAUCCCCAACUCUAACAGGUCAUAGAUAACAGUCAAAGCCAGGUCUCUUAGGUCAUGAGGCAUCAAGUCACCACAAAUUCAGGAAAAGCUGAGAACACCCUCUGUGAUGGGGUUUUGUGUUAAAAUGUUCCUGAAGGUGUGAAGCAGUGUUGGGUGGAAGACUAAGUGGGCGGGAAUGAUGGAAUGUUGUCCAGCACCUAAUGUGCGUGGGGCUUGUUCAUUGCCAGUGUGGGAAGUCUAGCUAAAACCUCUGCAGGGACCAGGAAGAUAUACUUGUCAUCACUUCCAAGAAGUGAGCUGAAAAAGAGUUGCUUUCUUAAAACAUAACUUAUUUACUUUGCUCCCAUAGUUUUUACAAGUAUUUCACCUGCUUUACCAG
Galeopterus variegatus (Sunda flying lemur) is the source of this 2988-nucleotide messenger RNA. It is a transcript of the gene BTBD18, whose product is annotated as BTB (POZ) domain containing 18. Gene Ontology annotation, molecular function: protein binding. The transcript has 2 exons. The record is from RefSeq and is a predicted model, not a curated record. The coding region runs from base 191 to 2332 and encodes 713 amino acids. Lineage: Eukaryota; Metazoa; Chordata; Mammalia; Dermoptera; Cynocephalidae. Gene Ontology annotation, biological process: positive regulation of transcription elongation by RNA polymerase II.